This is a messenger RNA of Elephantulus edwardii (Cape elephant shrew), 1620 nucleotides long. RefSeq names its product receptor-interacting serine-threonine kinase 2 (gene RIPK2). Lineage: Eukaryota; Metazoa; Chordata; Mammalia; Macroscelidea; Macroscelididae. Bases 1 to 1620 code for a protein of 539 amino acids. Gene Ontology annotation, molecular function: ATP binding; JUN kinase kinase kinase activity. The transcript has 12 exons. Gene Ontology annotation, biological process: positive regulation of canonical NF-kappaB signal transduction; positive regulation of apoptotic process; innate immune response. The record is from RefSeq and is a predicted model, not a curated record. Gene Ontology annotation, cellular component: cytoplasm.
AUGGACGGCGAGGCCAUCUGCAGCGCCCUGCCCACCAUCCCCUACCAAAAGCUCGCCGACCUGCGCUACCUGAGCCGCGGCGCCUCGGGCACCGUGUCGUCCGCCCGCCACUCGGACUGGCGCGUCCAGGUGGCCGUGAAGCACCUGCACAUCCACACCCCGCUGCUCGACAGUGAAAGAAAUGAUGUCUUAAGAGAAGCUGAAAUUUUACACAAAGCUAGAUUUAGUUAUAUUCUUCCAAUCCUGGGAAUUUGCAAUGAGAUUGAAUUUUUGGGAAUAGUUACUGAAUACAUGCCAAAUGGAUCAUUAAAUGAGCUUCUACAUAGAAAAACAGAAUAUCCUGACGUUGCUUGGUCGUUGAGAUUUCGCAUCCUGCAUGAAAUUGCACUGGGAGUAAAUUACCUGCACAAUAUGAAUCCUCCUUUACUUCAUCAUGACUUGAAAACGCAGAACAUCUUAUUAGAUAAUGAAUUUCAUGUUAAGAUUGCCGAUUUUGGGUUAUCAAAAUGGCGUAUGAUGUCUCUGUCACAGUCACGAAGUAGCAAAUCUGCACCUGAAGGAGGGACAAUUAUCUAUAUGCCACCUGAAAACUAUGAACCUGGACAGAAAUCGAGGGCCAGUGUCAAGCAUGAUAUAUACAGUUAUGCUAUUAUCACAUGGGAAGUCUUAUCCAGAAAACAGCCAUUUGAUGACGUCACUAAUCCUUUGCAGAUUAUGUAUAGUGUAUCACAGGGACAUCGCCCUGACACUACUGAAGAAAGUUUACCAUUUGACAUACCUCACCGAACAGUGAUGGUCUCUCUUAUACAAAGUGGAUGGGCACAGAAUCCAGAUGAAAGACCGUCUUUCUUAAAAUGUAUAAUAGAACUUGAACCAAUUCUGAGAAGCUUUGAUGAGAUAACUUUUCUUGAAGCUGUCAUUCAACUAAAGAAAACAAAGAUACAAAGUAAUGCAAGUACUAUUCUCUUCAGUGACAAGAAGAAAAUGGAUUUAUCUCUGAACAUACCUGUAAAUCAUGGCCCACAAGAGGAAUCAUGUGGAUCCUCCCAACUGCAUAAAAGUAGUGAUUUUCCUGAAACCUCAAGCUUCCUGUCAACACCUCGAGAAAAUGACUUUUUAUCUAAACAAAAUCAGGAUUACCCAUCAAUGCUGCAUCAUCAACCUAUAAAUCACAGUUGGGAAAAUAACAUUUCUAUAGUUCCUCAGACUCAAUUGUGUGAUCACAAGUGCACCCCAAGCCCUUCAGCAGUAAUAAAUCUACUCUCAACUGUGGGGAAUUCAGAACGCCUGUCACCUGGUAUAGCCCAUCAGUGGAUCCAGAGUAAAAGGGAAGAUAUUGUCAGCCAAAUGACUGAAGCCUGCCUUAACCAGUCACUGGAUGCCCUUCUGUCCAGGGAUUUGAUUAUGAAGGAAGACUAUGAAUUGAUUAGUACAAAACCUACAAGGACCUCAAAAGUCAGACAAUUACUAGACACCACUGACAUACAAGGAGAAGAAUUUGCUAAAGUUAUUGUACUAAAGUUGAAAGAUAACAAGCAAAUGGGUCUUCAGCCUUACCCAGAAGUACUUGGAGUUUCUCGAGCACCUAAUUCAAAUUUCUUUCUAAAUAAAAGUUUAUGA